Messenger RNA from Aspergillus pseudonomiae, 1756 nucleotides. RefSeq names its product putative proline-rich, actin-associated protein Vrp1. Gene Ontology annotation, molecular function: actin binding. The transcript has 3 exons. NCBI's taxonomy places the organism in Eukaryota, Fungi, Ascomycota, Eurotiomycetes, Eurotiales, Aspergillaceae. Bases 209 to 1591 code for a protein of 460 amino acids. The record is from RefSeq and is a predicted model, not a curated record.
CUUUGACCCCUUAAAGCAAUGCCUUUCAUGGCUACAUUGUCUUCUCUCCAUUCCAACGGACGUCAUCUUUCUCCCUGAAAGAAGCGUCAAAUGAUCCCCUCGAUUCCAGCGGAUUGAUCCCUCGCGAUCGCUUUUCCCCCGUGAUUACCGACUUCACCUCUUUCUCCCUCAACGUUCGAAGCUAUACUCUACCUUUUCUAUCAACAAAAUGCCUCCUCCUCCUCCUCCACCACCUCCACCGCCGCCGCCCGGUGGCAUGGGAGGGCCCCCUCCCCCUCCCCCUCCAGGAGCUCUCCCGAGUAGGCCAUCAGGCGCGGAAGCGAAAGGCCGGGGUGCCCUUCUCUCGGAUAUCCAUAAAGGUGCACGACUUAAGAAAACCGUAACCAAUGACAGAUCAGCGCCUCAGCUUGCCGGGGGAGGCGCGAAAUCAUCUGGUCCUCCUAUUGCAGGUGCACCGCCCGUUCCAACCAUGCCGAAACUCCCGGGUUCGGCACCACCGGUACCCGGGCAAGCAGUGAACAGACUACGAAGUGAUAGCGGAGCUGGUUCAGGGGGGGACAGUGGUGCGGCUUUACCACCAGCUCCACAGCUGGGAGGUCUCUUUGCUGGAGGUAUGCCCAAGCUACGCAGCCGAGGAGGAGUUGAUACUGGAGCCAAUCGAGAUUCGCCAUAUCGAUCUGAAUCACAAGGCUCGUCGGCACCGAAACCUCCAGUGUCGCCUGCUCCGAAGCCUCCAGGAGCUCGUCCUCCUCCACUGCCUUCUUCAGAGUCUCCUCCCGCCCCUCCUGUUAACUCAUUGGUUGCUGGUCUAAAGAAGCCUCCCCCAAGGCCCGCCUCGCGGCCAUCAUCUACUGUCUCAAGUGCAUCGGCCAGGUCGGCGUCAGAUGUUCCACCACCUCGCGCACCACCACCGUUACCAGGCUCAGCGAAGCCACCUCCACCACCUCCCGUGUCCUCUAGGAAACCAUCAACUCCAGCCCCACCUCCUCCUGCACCCCCUUCUACAAGUCCAGCUGCACCACCUCCACCUCCACCUACAGCCCGACCGCCUCCCCCAGCGCCUGCACGAUCUACCCCUCCACCACCACCGCCUCCUGCAGCCUCAGCACCGCAACCACCUAACGGAACCGCUGCUGCAUCAAUAGCUGUCCAAGCAGCGAGGAACGCUUUUGGGCACAGUCAGCAGACACCGUCAGCCCCGCCUCCGCCCCCACCCGCUUCAUCCGCGCCUUCAGCGCCCCCUCCACCUCCUCCGAGUGCUCCUCCGAGUGCUCCCCCAAGUGCCCCUCCGAGUGCCCCUCCGAGCCAGCCACCAUCACGCCCGUUAUCCCACGAGCCUCCAGCUAGUCACAUCCCGGAUCGAUCCACAUUAGAUCCAAGCGCUUACACCCUGAGCAACGGCGGGCCGUCAUCAGGGUCAAGCCCUCUAGGCUCAGCAGCGCACGGGGUGAUCCGGGUAGAAGAUGUUCGGUUCAAGUUCCAGAGCGAAGGUUUAUUCCCCAAGCCUCGGCCUUUUGUAGGAGGCCCCAGACGAUACCGUGCUGGACGAGGCAGCAGCGUGCCAUUGGAUUUGAGCGCAUUGAGUGGCUAGGGUAUUGUUUUAGAUAACAAACAGACUUGAGGCUUAUCCAACUGCUUUGUGACUUCAAGUUGCACUUUGUCAUCGGGGUAGUCAAUAGGCAAUGCAACGAAAGCUUCUUCUUUUGACUUAGGCUUUUAUUUCAUGUACAAUUAGAUACGUACAUUUCAAUAAAUG